AUGUCGAAGAACAACAAGUACUCCGUCCUUCUCCCCACCUACAACGAGCGCGACAACCUCCCAAUCAUAGUAUGGCUGCUCCAGCAGAUGUUCAAUGACAACAAGCUCGACUGGGAAGUCAUAAUCAUCGACGACGGCUCCCCGGACGGCACCCAGACCAUCGCCAAACAACUCAUCAAAGCCUACGGCCAGCGCAUCAAACUCUACACCCGCACCGGCAAACUCGGCCUCGGCACCGCAUAUGUCCAUGGCUUGCAAUACGCGACAGGCAACUUCGUCAUCAUCAUGGACGCCGACUUCUCGCACCACCCCAAGUUCAUCCCGCAGAUGAUCAAGAAGCAGACUGAAGCAGACUACGAUAUCGUGACGGGGACGAGAUAUGCAGGAGAUGGAGGCGUGUAUGGAUGGGACUUGAAGAGGAAGCUGGUCUCGAGGGGAGCAAAUCUGUUUGCGGACACGGUGCUGCAGCCAGGUGUGUCAGAUUUGACGGGUUCGUUCAGGCUGUACAAGAAGGGUGUGUUGGACGAUGUGAUCCACAGCACUGAGAGUAAGGGGUACAGCUUUCAGAUGGAGAUGAUGGUGCGAGCGAAGGCGAAAGGAUACAACGUCGCGGAGGUGCCUAUCAGCUUUGUGGAUCGAGUAUAUGGCGAUUCCAAGCUCGGAGGCGAAGAAAUAGCGCAGUACUUGAAGGGUGUGUUGAGUCUAUGGACGUCGGUGUGA
Molecule: messenger RNA, 720 nt
Organism: Saxophila tyrrhenica
Lineage: Eukaryota; Fungi; Ascomycota; Dothideomycetes; Mycosphaerellales; Extremaceae
Gene: DPM1
Product: dolichol-P-mannose synthesis
Exons: 2
Coding region: 1-720 (239 amino acids)
Biological process (GO): protein O-linked glycosylation via mannose; dolichol-linked oligosaccharide biosynthetic process; GPI anchor biosynthetic process
Cellular component (GO): endoplasmic reticulum membrane
Molecular function (GO): dolichyl-phosphate beta-D-mannosyltransferase activity
Source: RefSeq, a predicted model, not a curated record